Molecule: messenger RNA, 1995 nt
Organism: Trichobilharzia szidati
Lineage: Eukaryota; Metazoa; Platyhelminthes; Trematoda; Strigeidida; Schistosomatidae
Source: the annotation of a GenBank genome assembly
AAUGAAGGGUUGCUUUGACGAGCUUUUCGAACUGUUCUUCACUUUCAAGGUUAUCGUUGUCACACCUGACGUAUUGGAACUAACAGAAUGUCUUCUAGAGUAUUACGAAAAUUGGCGGAAGGUUCACAGAAUCAGACUGACGAAAAUGAUGAUAGUAAUGAUGACUGUGAAAAGAAACAUUCGAUUUUCUCUAAAUUCUCAAAUUACUCCCCUGAACAACAAAUAAAGAUUUCCUCAUCUGAUGAAUGUCCCGUUGCUGACACUAAACCUGUCAAAUGCAAAAAAAGGAAAAAGCGAAGUAAACAAAAAGAGAAAGCUGAAGAUGUUACUGACCAAUUUGAUAAUCUGAGUUUGCAGAACGAGGUAGAGAUAUGUGAUCAAAAGAAAGAAUUGACAGAAUUGCUCAAAGUAAAUUCGAAAAUGUUGGACCAUGUUGCAGAACUAAAUCGUUUAUUCCGAUCAGAGGUUACUAAUUCGCGUACAUCAUCGAGAAAAAAGCAAAUUCAUAAAAAACACGGUGGUUUAGUAAUGAUAAAACCUACUUGGCCACUCGCUGUUAGAACUGGCCUAAGUAUGGAACCUUUAGGUUGUGGUUUAUAUACGUUUGUACAUAGUAAAGAAUAUCAAAAUGUCCAGAGAUUAUUUCAUAGUGCUUUAGAAUCCAUGAAUGUGAAUUUUUUGAAUACCCUGCUAUAUGAAAAUCCAUAUCACAUUCACUGCCUUUUACAAUUAAGUGAGAUAAUGAUGCAUCAGGAAGAUACAACUAUGGCCAUUGAUCUUUUAGAGCGUGUUCUUCAUGCAUUCCAGUCAGCCUUUCAUCAUUCAUUCAAUCCACUCAACGCAUCUUGUCGUUUAGACUUUAAGCAUCAGAUUAAUCGGGGUCUAUUUGUAGCACUUUUUCGUUAUAUCCUAUCUAUUGGUGAGCGUGGUUGUUACCGAAGUGCCUUGGAAUAUUGCAAAUUAUUACUCAGCCUGGAUUAUGAAGGUGAUCCUUUAACAGUUCUACUCAUGAUAGAUCAGUAUGCUGUGUUCUCUGGACAAUACAGCUUCUUAAUCGACUUAUUUGAUAGCCUAAAUGAGUCGCGCAAUUUGGAUUUACUUCCAAAUUUCGCUUUUUCUAUACCAUUGGCCCGCAAGUUAGCAGGAGAAGAUUUAGAAAAGUCUGAUGGAAACAAAAUGAGCGUGAAUGAAGCUUUACAAGAUGCACUAAUUAUGUUCCCUGGAUUUGUAACACGUUUGCUCAAACAUACAAGUAUUGGGGGUAUUGGAAACCUUGACAAAUCAAUUCUAUUUGGAAAGGAACUCUUACUAAGUGAAUCUGAAAGUCUGGGACAUUUAAUAAGUCUAUAUGUUGCACGCAUGCACUCUCUUUGGUCGUCACCGAAUAUUCUGCCAUGGUUGGAAAAGAAUAUUGAGUCUGUUUUAGCCAUGGUUGAACCAAAACAGAUUCAUCCUUCCAAGAACAAAACUAUUGACCCACGUCUUGCCGAAUAUUCUAAAAGACGUAAAGCUCUCUAUCCUGCCUUCCCACCAAAGAUUUUAAGACAUUUGUUUCUAUCUGGAGUUCCUGAAGCACCACCUGUGUUGCCCAGAAAUUUGGUGAAUACUCCCAUUUAUGCAUUCGAUCCUUUUCCACCUAAAAAUUCUAUUGAUAUUUGCAAGAAAGAAGCCAAAAAACAUAUUUAUGCAAGUUCGUCUAGUGAUGGCUUCUUCACUGGACUCUUAACAUCACUGUUACCGUCAAGUUCUUUUCAGUAUCCAGUUGCAGAACCGUCUGCUGACAGUUCUUCUGAUGCAGGCGCUGCAGACAGUGAAAACAACACUCUUGGUAUUGUGAACGGUGUUAUGCGUAAUGCAUCAGAAAGUGUCUAUGCUACUCUGAGACAAGUUCUAGAAAGAAUUGACAUUCGAUUUUUAGGAAUAGGAAAUGAAGAAAUUGAUCUUGACGAAGAUGAUAGUUCAUUUGAUGAAGAGAUGUAAUUUUUGGUGGAGAGA